AUGACGUCGCCCUUCACUCGGCCGGGUUUUCGCGGAGUUUUCACCAGGUACCGUGCCCCGGUGAAGAAGUUUCCGCCGCUGCAGUUCCCCACCGAUCGCUUGAGAGCCAUGGCGAGCGAGCGUUUCCAAAGAGAUGGGAUUCGAGAUGGCACCAAGAAGAAAGUGGCCCAGGAGCUGGGCCUGCGGCACUUCGGGCUGCCAGCCAGGGAUGCCAUCAUCAUCCCCCCACACUGUGAACAGGUUUGUCUCUUCACGGAUGAGGGCGAAAACUCUGCAGGGAAGGGUCAAGCGCAUGCCGGUGGCAACUUUCUCUUAGGACGCUUCGAAGUGCUAGCCCUGAGUGCUGUAGCGGACUACGAUGAAGCGUGGCGCUUUGUGCGCAGCGCCGCGACCAUGAACGGCUCGAAGAGGGGAGCGUUUUGGGUGCUUCACGCCGCAGCGUUGAACAUCGGUGAGAACGAGCAUGCCACAGAUUUUCGGGACUACAGCAACGAGAUGGGAAGGCUAGAAUUCAUUGCGUAUAUCGAAGACAUGGGUCGAAUCUACGAGAACAUUCUUCAAGCAGCUGGAGCGUUAGGCGUGACGAAUCUCGUCUUCUUCCCCUUCGGCAUGGGCGCCUUUCUGCGAAAUUUGUAUAAGCUGGAUCCAGAGUACGCUGAGGCCAACCUGCAAGGCCAACGCUUGCGGGAGCUUCGCCAUGCCCUGGCCAAGCGCUUCGUGCGCGCGCUGGGCGAAACCAAGCUCUUCGUGGGGAAGGUUCACUUGUGCAUCGCUCCGAGCGGAAGAGGAGAUGAGUUGGACGCCAACGCCACAGCAUUUCUGGCAGAGAUCUUGGCAGGUGUCAAGACUGGCUUGAUCCAUCCAAAGGCCAUCGAGACCUUGGUCAAUGCGGACGCCCUGGUCGCAGCGCAAAAUCUGGCGGAUGCUGGCUCUCGUGUUGCCUUGGUGAAUGGCGCCAAUCGCCGGAUGGUGGGAAAUCACUGGUUCUCUCACGGCGCGCGCAUGGCGAUUGAUGAGAAUUUGCACCGUCGCAGCUGGCGGAUGGCCUGCACGGCCUAUCUGCUGAACGGCGGCGCUGAGGCCGUCCCGCGGCAGCCGGAGGACUUGGCCAAGGCGGUCGUGAGACUGGGCGGCACUCUGAUCCCCUUGGCCAACAGCAGUGCUGGUGGAGACGUGAAGGGCGAUGUGAUCAAACAGUUUCGACAGUGGGAUACAUCCAAUGAUGGACGCAUCUCAAAGGAAGAGAUGACCAAAGUCCUAGUAGCGCUUGGCAUUUCUGCAAAGGAUUGUGACACCAUUUUCAAGGCGGCGGAUUCCAACAACGACGGCUUCCUCUCGUAUACCGAGUUCGUCUAUUGGCUCUACGGCGGACAAAGCAUCCCCACGUUGAGUCAAACGGGUCCGUCUCGGAAGUGA
Molecule: messenger RNA, 1416 nt
Organism: Cladocopium goreaui
Lineage: Eukaryota; Dinophyceae; Suessiales; Symbiodiniaceae
Source: the annotation of a GenBank genome assembly